Molecule: messenger RNA, 1811 nt
Organism: Stegodyphus dumicola
Lineage: Eukaryota; Metazoa; Arthropoda; Arachnida; Araneae; Eresidae
Product: tubulin-specific chaperone C-like
Biological process (GO): tubulin complex assembly; post-chaperonin tubulin folding pathway
Cellular component (GO): cytoplasm
Molecular function (GO): tubulin binding
Source: RefSeq, a predicted model, not a curated record
UUCAGUGGAUAUUGAAGUAUGCUCUAUUCUGUAUGGAGUGUUUUAUGAAGAUGUUCAAAGUAUAAACUGAGAAUCAUUUCUGUAUUUUUAAAAUGUGUAAUAGUGUUCCAGCAGCAAUGAAGGAUCAAAAAAGCUUUGAAGUUAUCAUGCAGGACUGUGCUGCAGAGAAGAAAGAAAUGGUUGAUAAACUUGUUCAGCGUUCAGAAGCAAGACUUGCUGAAAUGGAAAGGAAAAAAUGUGAAAAAGAUAACAGAACAUCUGUUUAUGAACAGACGGAUUAUUUCAAUAGUACAUUUAGUCAAUUGAAGCAGCAGAUUGAGGCUAAACUUUACAAUGCUCCUAAUAUUGAUAAAAAUAGUCUUACGUCGUAUUUCGAUGGCAUUGUAAGGGAUUUUCAAGAAUUGCAAAAGUUUUUGUCUGAUUCUACUUUAUUUUUACCCACAUAUGAUAUAAAGAAGGCACAAGAAAGUUUGAAAAUGCUGCAAGAAGACAUACAUGUAGUUCAGUACAAUUUAAUUCCAAAGAAGAAAUUUGCUUUCAAGAGUAAAAGGAAAUUACAGAAUGGUAUUAAACCUCCUUGCCAGGAAAAGAUUAGUCUGAAUAAUACGGCUGAUCCAAUCUCAAUGAUCAAGCUUUGUAAAUGUGGUUUCAAGGACUUAUCACAGCAAAACUUGGUAAAAUUCCGGCAUGAAAUAGAAAAACAAGAUGUAGGUCUCCAUCAUUUGCAAGACUGUACUAUUCAUUUAUAUGGUGCACCUAGCACAAUAUUUAUAAGUGGCUUAUCUGACUGCCGUGUUUUUGCAGGUCCUGUUUCAACAUCUGUGUUUAUAGAAAAUUGUAGACAGUGUACAUUUGUAUUUGCAUGCCAGCAAUUAAGGGUACAUAGUUGCACAAAUUGUGAUUUCUACUUGCAUGUUACAAGCCGAACCAUCAUUGAAGAUUGCAAAGACUUGCAAUUUGCACCGUACAACUGGACAUAUGAUGGCCAAGAUGUUGACUUUAUUACUGCUGGUAUUGAUAAAGAAAAUAAUAAUUGGGAUUCAAUAGAUGACUUUAAUUGGCUAGUUAUUGGUACUCCAUCUCCUAACUGGUCUCUUUUAGAUAAAGAAAAAUAUCAUAAAUGGAGCUGAUUUUGUAAUUUAAUAGCAAUUUUUAUUUACUAAUGUGAUAAUUUUUUUUAAUGUUUUCUACUGUACUUAAAAAUGCUUUUACUUGCUUAUUGUUAACAUUUGUUUUUUAAGCUGUUAAAAAUAUGGAAUUGUAAUAAUAUUACUUAAUCACAAAAAAUUAAAUAUGAAAGUGCAAAGUAAGCUAGAAGUUUUAAACUUUUAGUAUGGCUAGUUUAGUUUUGCCUUGUUGAAGUUAGGUGUCUUAAAUUUAUAAAAAAGUUAAUAUUCUUGAAUUAAAAUGUGAGAUUAAUAUUUAAUAAUUAAUUUGGUAAAAAGAACUUUUUAUUUCUUUGAAUGAACUCAUGUGCACAAUCUAUGUUAUUUUUAAGAUAUUGAUUAGAUUAGAUCUUUUUAAUUAACUACUUUGAUUUUUAUCUUAAGUACUCAGCCCAAAUAAAUCAAGUAGUUCAUUUUUUAUUUAAAGCACAAACUUUCUGAUUUUCAAGUACUGUAAAACUCCAAAUAUAUAGAAUAAUUGGGACCACAAGCCCUUUGGAUAUUCCAAAAAUCAAAUAACUGGAUUGUUUAUUUCCUGUAAGCCAAAUGGCCAGCAGAAAAUAUCUUACUGUAAAGUAAAUUAGAGAAAUUGUACUCGGCUUUUAUCAUUUUUUAUUUUAAUAAAGAUUAUCAUGUCAAUACAAA